Anolis carolinensis (green anole) is the source of this 788-nucleotide messenger RNA. RefSeq names its product myelin protein zero-like protein 1. Lineage: Eukaryota; Metazoa; Chordata; Lepidosauria; Squamata; Anolidae. The transcript has 3 exons. Gene Ontology annotation, cellular component: plasma membrane; cell surface; focal adhesion. The record is from RefSeq and is a predicted model, not a curated record. The coding region runs from base 48 to 758 and encodes 236 amino acids.
CACUACCGGGGGCGGGAUCCCCUCCCGCUCGGCCGCCCCGCGGAGAGAUGGCCGCGCUGUUCUCGAGGAAGGCGGCAGGUGGCGCUCCAGCGAGGCGCGAGGCCUCUCCCACGGGCGCGCCUGCGCUUUGGCUGCUGGCGACUUUGGCUCUCGGCCGCUGGACACAGUUGGCAUCUUGUGGUUCGAUAGAAGAUGUUUUAGUCAUGGAAAUGGGCCUGCCAAAUGAACUCACUUUGAAGACUGGGACAGAUGCAAAGCUUCCAUGCUCCUUCUCGUCCACAGAGGAGAUCAGCGCUGCAACCUCCGUUACUUGGAGCUUUCAGCACGCGGAGUCAACCGCUCGUCCCAUGACGUUUUUCUACUAUUCUGAUGGGAAGGAAUAUACUGGGAAGAGCACACAAUUCAGUGGCCGGACCAGAUGGGAUGGAAAUUUUACUAUGAGCGAUGCAUCUAUCAUAGUGGAAAAUAUCCAGGCUGAAGACAAUGGCACUUACUUCUGUGAUGUCAAGAAUCCUCCAGACAUAGCUGCUGAGCCAACACAAGUCAUACUCAACGUUUUGGAGCAAGAAUCGAGAGCAGGGUUUGGAAGAAUGACCGCAGCAGCCCCCGAAAAGGUCACAGUCACAGUCAAAGCCACAACCAAAACCAAAAUCAAAACCACACACUCUGGAAGCAUUUCAUUGAAUGGGAUCUCAUUUUGGCCACUUGUACUUCCAUUCUCCUGCAUUUUAGCAUCUUUUCCCAGCUAUUUGUUCUGAAAAUAAAGAACACCUCUCACAGUUAUUAAA